GAAAUAUGUUCCCGAGAAGAGCGGCUCCUGCGCUUCAACACUUGAGACAACAGUUUCACUGCGACUAAUUUCAACUGAAAUCACAGAGCACCGCAGAGUCUGCUCCUUGUCCAACUGUUCUCCUCUUCCUUCUCUCUCUAGCUCUGGUUUUUUUUUUUUUUUUUUUUUUUUUUUUUUUUUCUGCGCUGGAUCUUUCGUGCCAGAAAAUGUGUGUGGAGAGCGAUGGAUGCGAGAUUGAAGGCUGCAGCAGUUCGGAUGAGGUGCGCACGCUGUCGGGCAGCAUGAGUCCCGGACUGAAAUCCAACCCGGAUCUCCACCCGUGCAAACCCGGGCAGAAAUUCCGAGCCGCGCUGCUCAGAUGCCGCUCACCGGCUGCUGCCGCCGGGAUCCUCAGUUUUGGGAACGUCCUGAAUUACAUGGAUAGAUACACUGUAGCCGGUGUCGUGCUCGACAUCCAGCGGCAUUACAACGUAACGGACAGUGGAAUCGGCUUGUUGCAAACAGUCUUCAUCUGCAGCUUCAUGGUAGCAGCUCCCAUCUUCGGUUACCUGGGCGACCGCUUCAAUAGAAAGGUCAUCCUGAGCUGUGGCAUUUUCUUCUGGUCCAUUGUUACUCUGUCGAGCUCCUUCAUCAGCAAAGAGUACUACUGGCUGUUUGUGCUCUCCAGGGGACUGGUGGGCAUCGGUGAGUCCAGCUACUCCUCCAUCUCUCCCACCAUCAUAGGAGACCUGUUCACUAAUAACAGCCGCACCAUGAUGCUGUCUGUCUUCUACCUGGCCAUCCCCCUGGGAAGUGGGUUGGGUUACAUCCUGGGCUCCAGUGCGAAGGAGGCUGCAGGAGACUGGCACUGGGCACUGCGGGUGUCCCCGGUAUUAGGGAUCACUGCAGGAACUCUGAUCCUGGUCUUCGUGCCCGAGCCCAAGAGAGGCAGCGCUGACCAGAUGGGAGGACGCAUCAAGACCCGCACCUCCUGGUUCUGUGACAUGAAGGCUCUCGCCAAGAACCGGAGCUACGUGUUCUCCUCCCUGGCGUCGGCGGCUGUUUCUUUUGCCACGGGUGCGUUUGGUAUGUGGAUCCCUCUGUACCUGGUCCGAGCCCAGGUGGUGCAGAAGACGGCAGAGCCCUGUGUAAAAGAGAUCUGCAGUAGCACAGACAGUAUAAUCUUCGGGGCGAUCACCUGUGUGACCGGGCUGUUGGGCGUGGUCAUCGGGGCGGCCACCACACGCCUCUGUCGCCAGAAGACUGAGCGAGCUGACCCGCUCGUAUGUGCUGUCAGCAUGCUGGGCUCGGCCAUCUUCAUCUGCCUCAUCUUUGUGGUGGCUAAGAAGAGCAUCGUAGGAGCUUAUGUUUGCAUCUUUAUAGGAGAGACGCUGCUUUUCCUGAACUGGGCAAUAACAGCAGAUAUUUUAAUGUUUGUCGUUAUUCCCACUCGGAGAGCAACAGCGGUCGCCUUUCAGAGCUUCACCUCACAUCUGCUGGGUGACGCAGGAAGUCCGUACCUGAUAGGCCUGAUCUCCGACGCCCUUCAGCAGAGCUACACAACCUCAGCACUGUGGCGGUUCCUCAGUUUGGGCUAUGCCCUCAUGCUCUGUCCCUUUAUCAUCGUCCUGGGGGGCAUGUUUUUCCUGGCCACUGCGCUGUUUUUCCUGGAUGACAGAGAGAAGGCAGAGAAACAGUUGAGCCAGCUGACACGACCACCCUCUUCAGUCAAGGUAUGACCAGGUGACAACCAAUUGAGGAGCCAUCUGAAGGAGCAACCAAACUCGACAAGGAUGACAAAUACAGAGGGCAGCUGAUCCACCUCUUUAAAACCACACCCAUGUCAUCUUUCCUAUUAUCACCGCCGCCGCCGCCGCCAUCAUCAUCCUCAUCCUCCUGGCUCCUGCUGUUCUCCCUUUUCUAUACACGCUCAUGGAGGCUGCUCAGAACUGGACCGAGGGAGCGUCUUGCCCCCUCUUGAACCGCCUCUAAAUCACAGGCUGGUGAGAACGUGCACAGCCACCGGGCCGACAGCUGGUGUCCUUCCUCACCUCUGUCUGUGAGGAUCCACUGAACCUUCCAGGGAGGAGGUGGAGGUGGCGCAAAAUCCCCCAUGAUCCCCUCUGACUCCUGAUGCCAUACUACUGAAUGCUGAUCAUGAACCUGCCCUGUCUGUCUGCCUGUCUGUCCAACGGUCUGUCUCUGUAUGUCUGUCUGUCUGUUAUGUUGGCUGUCAAUCUGCACCAAGUGCCAUAUAGCAUCAUUACAUUCCUUCAGACUUUGCACUGACCACAAACAACCCUCAUGACUUCAUCCUUGUCUAUAUUUACAUGCACACUAUAAUUCAGCUUUUGGCUUUGAAAUUAGUUUGAUUGAGCUGUUUAUUCGGAUCAUCUGCAGUCACAACGCUCCACUGGUGUCUGCGCAGCUCCCAUGCAAAUUUUUCCACAAUUUAUUCUGCCCGGGCUUUCAACUCGAAAACAGACAGUAGCUGUAAAAUUCAAGUUAUGUGGAGCAAAUGAUGCAACUUGUCAAAACGUGCUGCAGGGAUAGUAUGUUUCUCAAAGUGUUGUUUAUCUGCUCAAACAUGCAUCCAGUAAUGUGACUAAUACGACUCGGGGUUAUUCUGCACAUCUUCAUCACAGUGUUAACAACGUGGACUUCAAAACGCAGAUACAGUGUUUACAUGAUGAUGAAUGCAGUAUUCUCAUAAUCGAUCGAAAUCCCGCUGUGCAUGUAAACAUAGCCGUCAACCAAGAGCCAAAAAGUGUUGCCGUCUAAAGGUCAGUGAAUCAGCCUUAAAAAUUGGAGCUUUCCCAUCAACAGCUGUUUCUUUUCACCCCCUCCCUCCAUAUGUGUUUUUAUUUUUAGCUUUUAGCACUUAAAUCCGUGUAGACGGUGCCAGAGAACAUGACAGAUGAGAGAUUUCUGCACAUUAUUUUUCACAAGGUCCCUUGUGAUCUUUUUUUUUUUUUUUUUUUUUUUUUUUUUUUUUUUCUUUGUGUGUGAUGUUGGAUUUGUAACUGGAGUUUACAGUCUGUGAUUGUUUCAGAAGGAUGACGAAACAAUCCGGGCUGUUUAAAGCAGACACUGGAUUUUUAUAUUUUAUCAUUUAUAUUGUACAUGCUAUUCCCAAAAUUGCUACUCCUUCGGUUUUUAAGGAGUAAUACUUGUGUUUUUGUGUAAAUGAGAAGCAAUACUAUUUCUUUUUCAUGCAAACCAACCAUUUUUUUUUUAUCCACACUGCCUUAUCAGUGAGCUGGGUUUCCCUUUGGAGCUCUCUGAUGGUUGGUUUUGAAUUUCUGGACACAACACCCACACAGAGACGGAGUCACUUUUAAUGAUGGAUUCCAGUCCAGUCCAUGCUGGUUACAAUAACAGGCAUUGUGAAUAGAGACCUUUCCCCCUUUGCUAUUGUAGAUAUCCCUUUCCACGAUUAGCAGAAAGAACCUUUGUAAAGAGCUGGAGUCACACUCAUCGGUUUAUUAGUGAGGGAAAUCAAACUCCCAGACAGGAACGGGAAAUCCUUCUGCCUCGGGUUAGACUGAUGGCGGCCUCUUAUCGCUGAUAAUGGAUAAGCAUCCCCCCUUUGAAAGAGGACCAGCGUGUCCUCAGAUGUCACUGCAGGAGCUGAAAAACAGAGUCCCCCUCAAUACCUGCACCAGGUAUUGACACAGAGAUUUACAUAGAAAAUAGAAGUUCACAAUAGACAGAAAAUCUGGAUUUGAUUUUAUCACUCUACGCAUUAAUUACAGUAUUUUAAGUGUAAUUAUGCAAAAGAAAUUCAAUCUCUCACAAAGAUCUGAGAGGAAGACUGCAGCUUCUUUCUAGUAUGUACAAAGUUUUUCGGCGAAACGCCUCAUUUAGAAAAUACCUUGAAGGAUCCUUUUUGUAGUACAUGACCUGGUGGAUACACUUCUACUGAAACCUUGAAGCCACUAAAGCAGUCACAGUUUGUAAAACUUGUGAGUAAAGGGAAGAAACAAAGCACUUUGCAGACCCCCAAGAAGAACGCAGAAGAAGGAGGAGAAGGACGGAUUGACCUUCGCGGAGGAAUAAAGGGAGACAUUGAGGUGGUUGUUGUAGCGCUGAUGUGCGAGCGUGACUCACUGGCUGUGUGUGGGGGUGCUGUGUGGGCUGUGUCCUUGUUGCCGGAUCAUUAGCUUUAGCUUCUCUCCUGCGUGGAGCUCUCUGAAUGUGAUUCUGUCCAACCUGACGUGUUUACACACCUACAUCUUCUUAAUGAACUAAGCUUCUUAUCUUCCUUUUAUCGGUUUUCUUUUUGUUUUUGUUUCGUUUUUUAAUGUUACCAAAUGAGUUUUUCUAAUAACUACAAUAGAGAUAUAUAUAUCUAUAUCACGCAGCAACUUUAAUAUAUUGUAAAUGAUGGCUUGGAUGCAAUGUAUUUAUUUGUUUGUUACCAUAAUGAAGAAUAAUCUAUAAAGGGAAGUUUAAGGUUUGAGUAUACUACACUUUGUUGUAUGUCUUUGGGUUUAGAAAUGUCUGUUUAUUCAUCCAUUUGUAUCACAACUAAGCAACACAAUACCUUUCUACAUCGCUAGGAUUCAUCUUGUUUACUGUGAUCAUGAAUUGGACAUCUCUCAUAUUUCUCACACACAGAACUGCAAUGUGGUGGUUUAAGACAGCAUAUGCCUGUCAUUGUUAGAGUGCAGUACUUUUUUUUUGCAUUCGUUUUUUGUAGCUCUUGUGUAUGUGUGUGUGUGUGUGUUUUUUUUUUGUUUGUUUUUUUUAAGAAUAACUGAUCAAACCAUUUUGCACACUUAAUGUUCAGGGAUUUAUUUGAACCAUAGCCUAGCAUUAACUUCACCGCCUCUACCACAGAGGCCUGUCACUUCAUGUUCACAGUAAGUGCUGACAUAUUGUCAUUUAUCAUCAGGAGGAAUGUUGGCUCUGGUCAGAUGGGUCACGAAUUGCGUUUCACUUUGCCAAAUUUUAGUUGAUUUAGCACCAAUCCCUUAGGAGUAUAAGUCCAUUGUAUCGAGUGAUUUUAUGUUAAUAAUCACUGAAGUGAUGUUUUGAGAAUAUGCUACUUCUUGUCAUACAAGAAUUGUGUAUAAAGAAACCUAUUUCUGAUGUUGAGCAGAAAACAGAGGUUAUUUUUAUUUUUAGAGCAAGUUAAUACGAGAGCGGUGUCAGAGAAAAAUCAAAGGAUAUUAUUGUAGAACUGAACUGUGAUGCUCCCUCUGGGGGUUGAUAGAAAAUGUACAUGUCUGUAAAUCAAAUAAACCUAUUUAAUCACUUCA
Molecule: messenger RNA, 5243 nt
Organism: Seriola dumerili (greater amberjack)
Lineage: Eukaryota; Metazoa; Chordata; Actinopteri; Carangiformes; Carangidae
Gene: spns2
Product: protein spinster homolog 2
Exons: 13
Coding region: 207-1718 (503 amino acids)
Biological process (GO): lipid transport; sphingosine-1-phosphate receptor signaling pathway; transmembrane transport
Cellular component (GO): membrane
Molecular function (GO): transmembrane transporter activity; sphingolipid intramembrane carrier activity
Source: RefSeq, a predicted model, not a curated record